Messenger RNA from Parathielavia appendiculata, 5097 nucleotides. RefSeq lists its product as uncharacterized. The coding region runs from base 138 to 4799 and encodes 1553 amino acids. Gene Ontology annotation, cellular component: nucleus; cohesin complex; chromatin. Lineage: Eukaryota; Fungi; Ascomycota; Sordariomycetes; Sordariales; Chaetomiaceae. Gene Ontology annotation, biological process: sister chromatid cohesion. The record is from RefSeq and is a predicted model, not a curated record. Gene Ontology annotation, molecular function: nickel cation binding; chromatin binding. The transcript has 4 exons.
GGCGAUCUUCUUCAGGGUUGGUUAUCGGUUCCGGUUCUGCGCAGGUCAACUUCCUGCUAUUCACUCUUCUGCCGUUGCAUUCCCGGAUAUCUGUCCCUUUGGAUGCCCUCAGAAGCCGGCAUGAGGUGACAAGCGCCAUGGACUCGCCAUUCCCCAAAUCCUCAUCUGCCGACGGGGAGGGUCGCAUUGUGAUCCGGCUCCUCCCUGAGGGCAUCAGCGGGGUCGAGGCAUUCACAUAUCAGUACCCUCUCAAAUUGAUCACGCCGAUGCGGGCCCCCGAGACCAAAAGUGCCCUUGUCUUCCUGCUUUCCUAUGGCGGCGGCCUUGUGGGCGGGGACCAGGUCAAGCUGUCCAUCGACGUGAAGGCUGGCGCGAAGCUGAGUCUGGCCACGCAGGGGCACACCAAGAUCUUCAAGUCGCCUAGUCCGGAUAUUGUCACUCGCCAGGCCAUGCACGUCAGCAUUGCGCCCGGCGCGGCCGUCUGUCUGCUCCCAGACCCGGUCCAGCCUUUCGAAGCCAGCGUCUACGAGCAAAUCCAAACAUUCAGGCUAGCACAGAACUCGUCGCUCUGCCUCUUGGAUUGGGUUACCCAGGGCCGUACUGCACGCGGGGAGAACUGGAGCUUCGUCAAGUGGGUUGGCCGCAACGAGGUCUGGACGGUCGGCGAUGACGAGGUAGCUGCUCGUGGCCGACUGCUGGUGCGAGAUUCCGUUAUCCUCGACAGCAACCGAGCCCAUGCCCAGCUGCCGACGCUCCGCGAGUCGAUGCACGGUUUGGGCGUCAGCGGGACUCUCAUCCUCCGAGGGCCGCUGGUGAAGGCGCUGGGCGACUUCUUCCUGGCCGAGUUCGCCGCCCUCCCGCGGCUCGGGGCGCGCGACUGGCGAAGCGACGACGCGAAGAAACAGUCCGAGGUCUUGCUCUCGCCGCGAGAGAAGUGGCGGGUCCAGAGGCUGCAGAUGGAGAAGGAGAGUAGGCUGCUCUGGUCAGCCGCCAAUGUCAGGGGCUGCGUCGUGGUCAAGUUUGGAGCGCCGGCAGUUGAGGCCGGCCGGCUCUGGAUUGGAUCCAUGUUGUCUCAGGAAGGCAGCAUCUCGCAGCAUUUCGGCGACCAGGCGCUGUUGUGUCCACUCAUGGAGACCUCAGACAACACCGCGACGAGCUCACCUGCUCCCACUUCUACCGCGCGCCGCUCCGGACGCGUCACGAAGGCGCCCACCAAGUUUACUCCCCAUGCGCCCGCCACCAAGCGCAAGCGGAAUGCAGAUCACGACGACGAGGAUGCGGAAAACGAGUCGCCCGAUGAGAUGGGCGAUAUUAAUGAUGCCAAUGAUGAUGAUGCAGACGACACGGCCACCGAGGAACCCCGGCGCGCUCCAAAGAAGAAGAAGCCCUCAUCGUCGCAAGCAGCCAAGUCGAGGAAACCGGCCGCAAAAAAGCCAAAAAUCAACGGCGACGCGCCGCCCCGAGAGCCCGUUCAUGCUGCCAGUCUACCGAGUCGCCCGAAAAAGGCGGUCCGAAUUGCGGUUGCCCAGCGCGAGGCUCAUGGGCUGUAUGCCGACGUCUUUGCCUCUGGAGAUUCUUCCGACAAGGUUGCGACGGAAUGGUACCACAAAUACCAGGCGGACGACACUGCUGCCGUCACUGACCUCGUGAACUGCAUCCUCCUGUCGGCUGGCUGCGACCAGCAGGUCACCCAAGACGAUAUACGAGACCCAGAAAACUGCUCCAACAGGCUGGCGGAUUUGCAGAACGUCUACGCUGAAGAGGGAAUCACGGACUAUCCCCUCAUUUCGAGAGCCAAGUCUACGAAGUCGUUCCGCGACCUGCUGGUCGGCUUUUUCAGGUCUCUGGUCACCGUUCUCCACGAGACCGACGUCCUCUACAAGGACAGCGCAUUGAUGGAGAAUAUCGCGCGAUGGGUGGCGUCCAUGUCUUCGUCGACCCUUCGGCCGUUUAGGCAUACAGCAACCACCGUCGCUCUCGCCAUGGAGGCCGCUCUGGUCGAAGUUGCGAAGAAGCUCGACGACCGCAUCACAAAGAUGACCCAGCAGGUUGACGCCGAGAAGAGCCGUAAGGGGAAGAACAAGGAACGAUUGGCCGUGAUCCAGAAGAACCUCGAGGAAGCAGAGCGUAACCGACAGAUUUGCCAGGAGCAAAUAACAGACUUUUUUGAAACCGUCUUCGUCCACCGAUACCGCGAUAUCGACGCCAAGAUCCGAACCGAGUGUGUUGAGGCUCUCGGCACGUGGAUCUGGCUUCUGCCCACCUUCUUCAUGGAACCUGAGUAUCUACGAUACUUGGGCUGGAUGUUGUCCGACCCCACCCCACAAACCAGACAAGAGGUGCUCAAGCAGCUCGCCCGGAUAUUGAAGCGCGAUGCUGAGAAGCUUGGUCACUUCAUCGACCGAUUCCGGCCGCGCCUGGUCGAGAUGGCUACCAAGGACGCCGACGUCAGUGUUCGGGUCGUCGCCAUUUCUGUCAUCCAGAUCCUGAAGGACACCGGCAUGCUCGAGCCCGACGAGAUCGACUCUAUUGGCCGGUUGGUCUUCGAUUCGGAGUUACGCGUACGGAGGGCUGUCAUUGAUUUCUUUGCCGGUUGUGUUAACGACUCAAUCGAGACGAAGAUCGAGGACAUGGGAGGCGUCGAUGCUGUUGACGAACUGUUUGGUGACGACGAGGAGGAUGAUUACUUUUCUCCCCGCCGAGAUUGGAUCAGCAUCAAGUGCCUUGCCGAGCUCCUGGCUGCGUACGAUGCGCAGCUUGAGGAAGAGAACCACACACAGCCAGUCCGUUAUUUGGAUAUUGCUGUCGAGAUGGUUCAGGCUGUGGCGCCCGAGACCCGCAUCUCGCUGGCCUCGCAGGUCUUGUACGAGAAGAUCGAUCAAGUCAAGAAUUGGGAGCUCUUGUCCGGUUAUCUUCUCUAUGACCACACGACAAGUACAAAGUCGAGAUCGUCAUCCAAGCGCACCUCAAACGAGGCGACGCUUAAGAAUGCUCUGGCACCAGAGGGUAAAGAAGAGUCUGUGCUUCUGGAGGUUCUCGCGUCUGCUGUCAAGCUGAGCCUGGCAUCAGCCUCAGACGCCGACAGGAGCAAGAGGAAGCAACGGCCAGAUGCCGGUGACAGCGCCGAGGAUUCGGCCGUACACCUUGCUGGCAUUAUCCCUCGCCUUUUGAACAAGUAUGGAGCCGAAGCCAGCACUGCGGUCAUGGUAUUACGCCUGGAGCACUCAUUGCCCCUCGACGUAUUCCAGCAGCUGCGCCAGGACUCGACAACAUACAACCGCUUGUUGGACGAGAUAUGCACCCAGUUCGAUAGGCAUGUCGACAGAGGUGUCCUGGCAGAAGCAACAGCAGCUUUGUUGCACGCGCGGAAGUACGACGAACUGGAGGAGAUAACAUAUACCAAGAUUGCAGAGCUGUGGGAGACGGUGAUUAACGCCCUCCGGCAUUUCGACAAGUCCCACGAGCUCAGCGACCGCGGCAACAUGGAAACUCCUGCCAUUACCCAGUUGGGCAGCAUCCUUCUCAAGGUCAGCAAGCUCGCCAGCAUCGCCGACUGCGUGGAAGUAUUCGAAGCCGAAGGCCAAUCUGAAGACUCGUCCAACCCGGUCAUCGAACUCAUCACCCGCACCGUCCACCGCGGCAAGCUCGACCAGGUUGACGAAGCGCUCGAUGACCUCGAAGAUGAAGCCGUCUCGUACGCCAUCCAAGCCUCCAACUUCUACUUCAUGUGGAAAGUCCGCGCGCUCCUCACGGUAGUGCAAUCCUCCACCGCCAUCCCCGCCCAACCCGUCCAGCGGCUGUCCAGCCUCCGCAAGACGUACGCCAACAACCUGAUCUGGACCCUCUCCUCGCGCGGCACCAACGACGACCUCCGCCUCUUCGCGACCGGCGCCCUCUGCGACCUGCACGUGCUGUUCGCCUCCCUCCGCGAAGCAGUCAAACAAUCCCCGUCGCAACCGCAGAUCUACGCCCACCUCGAGCCCCUCUUCGAACCCAUCCAACCAGGCCUCACCAACGAGCUCAUUGAGAUUUACAACGCUGCCGAGCGCGCCUACGCCCGUGUCACUAAGCGCGCGCUCAAGGAGCCCUCCCGGGACGAUCAACUUGAACAACAAGACGCGGCCCUCCCCGCCGCCGACGAAGAAGACUUGGAAGCAGAAGAAGAUGAUGAUGAAGACGAGGAGGAAGCAGCCGCCGACGCGGCCCUGUCGCCCACGGAGCGCAAGGGUAAGGAGCUCAAGCUUGAGCGCGCCCUGUGCGAGCUGGCAGGCAAGCUGGUGCUGGCCAUCCUGGCCAAGAUGGCGGAUCAUGUCGGCCCCCAAGCAGGCAAGUUGAGAAGGAGGAUGGUACGCAACCAGGGCAAACUUGGGCCGAAUCAUCGGGAGACGGUCUUGUACCUUGAUGAAGGGAAAGUCAGGGAGCGGCUGCAGCAGGCGUCGGCGGUGGCUGGGGGUGGAGAAGGAGGAGGAAGAAAGAAGAAGGUUGCUGGCGGUGCGGCUGGUGGUGCUAAGGCCAAGGGUAAGGGGAAAGCGGCUGGUGGUGGUGGUGGUGGUGGUGGCGGUGCUACUGCUGCUGGGAAGAAGGCGCCGCUUAACGAGGAGAUUGUUGUUGCUGAGCACGACGAGUCCGAGUUAUCCGAGAUUGAGGAGCCCGAGCCGGAGGAGGGGUCUGCGGAGGACUUGAGGAGAAGGGAGUUGUUGGAUGAUCCCAUUGAGGAUGCUGAGGAUGAGGAGGAAGAGGAGGGUGGUGAUGGCCGUGGGGAUAAGAUGGACGAGGAUGAGUCUGUAAUAGGCGACUGAGGAGGAAUCAUCUGUUUCUGUUUUCAUAUUGUCCAUUCCUUUGCUCCCUUGGCGUAGUGGCUGUUGUAUAAUGGUCUUGGCUGAUGAGGCUGAGUUUGCUUUGUUCACAGCUGUUUAACACUUCACUCUGGGAUUGAUGCUGCAUCCUGAAUUCUUUUACAGAGGAGAUUGGCAUGAUGCUGCUAGUAACACCGGCUUUGUUGAUAUGGUUGUAAUCAUGCGAUAUGCAUGCCAUGAAAGUGCCCUGAAUCAUUGAACAACCCGUAAAAGCUGGGUUGUCAUGUAUGCAUAUUCUCCC